Messenger RNA from Chaetomium globosum CBS 148.51, 891 nucleotides. RefSeq lists its product as uncharacterized. The record is from RefSeq and is a predicted model, not a curated record. The transcript has 3 exons. The coding region runs from base 1 to 891 and encodes 296 amino acids. Lineage: Eukaryota; Fungi; Ascomycota; Sordariomycetes; Sordariales; Chaetomiaceae.
AUGAAGCUUUCAAGCAGCCUCCUUCUCGCCGCUCAGGUGCUCUCCAUCCUUGCCCUCCCAACGCCCAACGGGACCGGGCAGGUUGCCAGGGCUAGCCAAACAACAACAGCAGCGGCCGCCGCCUCAACGACCGCUACUCCUGGGGCGGGCGCCGGUGCCGGAGAGGGUGCCGGUGGAGGCGAGGGAGAGGGCGAGGAGAACGAGGUUGAGCAGCAGGGUCAGUUUGGGCAGGUCAUUGAGCUGGGCGGCGGCAACAUCAAAACUGAUACCAUCUUCCCCCCCGGUACCAACGGCGUCUUCGAAGUCGAGUUCCAGAACCAGCAGGGGCGUCAACUCAGAGUCACCGAGAACAAGAACCCGGCACCACCCCCGGCCGGCUUUGUCGCGCUCGAGCCCGUGUCGUACAUUGUUGAGCUGGGCGGUGGCGCGGCUGCUGCGCAGGGUCUCACCCUGCAAAAGAUUGACUACAUCCUCAAUGCCGAUAGCACCCUCGACAUCUCCACGGGCCAAGUCGGCCGCUUCUGCGCCGAGGCCAACUCGUUCGUCUUCGGCGAGGGCGAGCUCGAGUUCGAGGUCGAGGAGAACGAGCUGACGCUGUCGGUCUCCAACAUGGUCGGCGAGUGGGCCAUCUUCUUGCCGCAGGCUGCUGCUGGCGGUGGUGGUGGUGCCGGUGCUGGGGAGGGUGCUGGUGAGGGGGCUGGUGCUGGGGAGGGUGCCAAUGCUGGCGAGGGGGCCGGUGCGGGUGCGGGUGCGGGUGCUGGUGCUGGGGUUGCGGACCCGUGUGGUCCCGGCACGGCCUGCCGCACCCUGCUGGAUGCGCUGCAGCAGUUGAUUGAGGGUGGUGGAGCUGCUGCGCCGGCUCCUGCCCCUGCUCCGGCCGCGAAAGCGUAG